UAAUGACUAUAUGAGUUUCAACAAAUAAUAAGAAAGAAAGAAAAAAAAAAUCUGUGAGGACGAAAACUCUCCUUCGUACCGGCAACUUUCUUUUGUUGAUCGUCGAGUGUUGCCGUAAUCUAUAGGACUCCCCUAACCACUUUAACGAUUAGCGGUUUUGGAAGUGUGACUUCGGUCUCAAUAAAUUAAAAAAAAAUGGUGCAAAGCCAUUCGCUAAGCACGUUAACAAUCUGUGGAAGUGUACAAGUUUACAGCUCGUGGAGGAGGAACCGUGUAAAGUUUGGGAACUCUUCAGGAUUGAUUGGUGAUCGAUGCGUGUCGUGUCAAUUCUUUCGUAGACCAUCAUCAUCCCUAAGAAGCCAAUGGAAGUCACUUAAGCAAAGAAACCUGUCGAGGGUCGAAGCUAGAUGGCCGUUUCAAGGAGGUGGUGACCACCAAGGUCUAGACCCGAACUCUGAGCGAAGCGAGAGCGCCAAUGAAGAUAUUUUGAUCUUCUUCUUUCAGCUUGACUUAGCUACUCGUGUUCAGUGUGCUUUGAAUAUGGAGCAGUAUGAUAUUGCGCAACAACUAAGAGAGAAGCUAAAUGAGGUUGAAGAGGAGGGGAUAAGACUUCAAGAAGCUAAAAGAGGAUCAUCAUCAAAAAGUGAAGCACAAGACAAGGGUAUUAGCCUUAUAAGGCUACGUGCAGAUCUCCAGAAUGCUAUUGACGGUGAGGACUAUGGUUUGGCAGCUAAGUUGAGAGAUGAAAUCUCAAAGCUUGAGGCUGAGUCAUUAGCUGUGUCUGCCAAAGCCUUGGCUUUUGAGAAUGCAGAGUAUGCAUUUCGUUUGGGACAGAAACUGAAACACAAAGCUUUUGGCUACAGGGCUGUAGUUUGCGGGAUGGAUCCAGUUUGCUGUGAAUCAAGCUCCUGGAUGGAAGCUGCAGAAGUUGAAAAGCUACCUCGUGGUUCCAAUCAGCCAUUUUAUCAGGUUCUUGUCGAUGUUCGCACCCACCCUGAUCUACUAGUGGCAUACGUUCCUGAAGACAGUCUAUUAGCUCCUGAGAAACCGGACAAAGAAAGGUUUGAUCAUCCAUACAUUUCUUUCCUCUUCUAUGGUGCGGAUACAGCUGGAGAUUUCAUCCCAAUCCAACAACUGCGUGAGAAGUACAACAAACCUCGGCAUGAAGUUCCUUUUGAUUCACAAGAUGAGGAUUAAGAUGGAAGCAAGAUUUGAGCUUUAAGACCACACAACAAGGCAAGAAUCAUAGCAUCGCCCAGAGCUGUUAGUUCACUGUUGGUUAUUUUAUAUAUAUCCUCGUCGAUGUAGUCAACACAACUGUUCUUGCUCUGUACACUAAAAAACAAAUCAACGUUAUCCAAGAAUGCUUUUUGUGUA
Raphanus sativus (radish) is the source of this 1377-nucleotide messenger RNA. Its product is annotated as clp protease adapter protein ClpF, chloroplastic. Bases 196 to 1197 code for a protein of 333 amino acids. Gene Ontology annotation, molecular function: DNA binding; protein binding. The transcript has 9 exons. The record is from RefSeq and is a predicted model, not a curated record. Lineage: Eukaryota; Viridiplantae; Streptophyta; Magnoliopsida; Brassicales; Brassicaceae.